AUGUGUGGCUAUAGUUAUUGCCUCACAGUGGUGGAAAAAGUAUUCAAAUCAUUGAACGAUUCCUGGAGCGGUUUGAAGGUGCUGAGUGACCCUCUAGACAGCAUGGCCCCCAAGGACAUCAUGACCAAUUCCCACGCCAAAUCCAUUCUUAAUGCAAUGAACUCUCUCCGCAAAAGCAGCACACUUUGUGAUAUAACGCUCAGGGUGGAAAAUACAGAUUUUCCAGCUCACCGGAUUGUCUUAGCGGCCUGCAGUGACUAUUUCUGUGCAAUGUUCACCAGUGAGCUUGCAGAAAAGGGGAAAUCCUUCGUGGACAUCCAGGGGUUAACAGCCUCGACAAUGGAGAUCUUGUUGGACUUUGUCUAUACAGAGACUGUGCUCGUUACAGUGGAGAACGUGCAAGAACUGCUCCCUGCAGCAUGCUUGCUUCAACUUAAAGGGGUGAAAAGAGCAUGUUGUGAUUUUUUGGAGAGCCAACUCGAUCCAACUAACUGCCUGGGCAUCCGCGACUUUGCCGAAACACACAAUUGCCUGGACCUGAUGCAAGCCGCCGACCUCUUUUCACAGAAGCAUUUCUCCGAGGUGGUUCAGCAUGAAGAGUUCAUGCUGCUGAGCCAGACAGAAGUUGAAAAGCUCAUCAAAUGUGAUGAAAUCCAGGUGGAUUCAGAAGAGCCUGUAUUCGAAGCUGUGCUCAACUGGGUCAAACACAACCGAAAAGAGAGAGAGCCUUAUUUGCCUGACAUGCUGGAGUUUGUCCGGAUGCCAUUGCUGACGCCCCGCUACAUCACGGAUGUCAUCGAUGCCGAGCCCCUCAUACGCAGUAGCCUGCCCUGUCGAGACCUUGUUGAUGAAGCCAAGAAGUUUCACCUGAGACCAGAGCUGAGGAGUGAAAUGCAAGGCCCGCGCACGCAAGCCAGAUUAGGUGCCAAAGAAGUCCUUUUAGUGAUCGGCGGCUUCGGCAGCCAGCAAUCGCCAAUUGACGUUGUUGAGAAAUAUGAUCCCAAAACUCAGGAGUGGACCUUCCUCCCAAACAUUGCGAGGAAACGGCGUUAUGUUGCUACGGUGUCUCUCCACGAUCGAGUUUAUGUGAUUGGAGGGUACGACGGACGCUCCAGACUCAGCUCAGUGGAAUGUCUAGACUACACGGCGGACGAGGACGGGGUUUGGUACACUGUGGCCACCAUGAAUGUGCGCCGCGGUCUUGCCGGGGCUACAACACUCGGAGACAUGAUAUACGUCGCCGGCGGUUUUGAUGGUAGUAGGCGCCACACCAGCAUGGAGCGAUAUGACCCAAACAUUGACCAGUGGAGCAUGCUAGGAGAUAUGCAGACAGCUCGUGAAGGCGCUGGUCUAGUGGUCGCCAGCGGACUGAUAUACUGCCUUGGUGGCUAUGAUGGACUGAAUAUACUGAAUUCUGUGGAGCGGUAUGACCCCCACACAGGCCACUGGACGAGUGUCACUCCAAUGGCUACCAAGCGCUCUGGGGCAGGCGUUGCUUUGCUCAACGAUCACAUCUACGUGGUUGGAGGCUUCGAUGGGGUUUCGCACUUAGACUCUGUUGAGGUCUAUAACAUCAGAACAGAUUUUUGGACCACCGUGGCUAGCAUGACCACACCUCGAUGCUACGUCGGAGCGACGGUCCUCAGAGGAAGACUCUACGCCAUCGCCGGAUAUGACGGCAACUCUCUUCUCAGCAGUAUUGAAUGUUACGAUCCGGUGAUCGACUCAUGGGAGGUGGUGGCCUCCAUGGUGACGCAGCGGUGCGACGCAGGAGUAUGUGUUUUACGAGAAAAGUGA
This is a messenger RNA of Nerophis lumbriciformis (worm pipefish), 1797 nucleotides long. The record is from RefSeq and is a predicted model, not a curated record. NCBI's taxonomy places the organism in Eukaryota, Metazoa, Chordata, Actinopteri, Syngnathiformes, Syngnathidae.